AUGGACUUCACCAAGAUUAACGACCCCGCCGGGGUACAAGCCCUCCUUGAAUCGCUCCGACGGUCACAGGCUUUCACCGAUUCUGUCACUGGUACUGAGGCCAGCUCGAAUUCGACCUCGUCCCAGGUAUCAGGCUCUCACUCACAUUCAGCAGAAGAUUCUUCUCUGGCCUCGACGUCAAAGGAGAUCGAAGCCGUGGGCUCGAAUCCUUCUGUGGCGUCUUUGUUGUCUCAGCUGCAGUCCUCGACAGCUGUGGCGUCUGCGGUGCGCCGGCCAGCACCACCACCACCAUCACCACCUGGUUCAGAAGGCUUCCCGACGACUGUACGUGUGCAUCCUCCAUAUGCAUCUUUACCCGUGAUUACAGCCAACCCGAGCCCUCCACCACGGGCCUCGUCGACCUCUUCUGAAUCGGUGGCCCCCAUACGAAAACAAGAUGCUCGAGCGAUGUCGUUCCAACAGGCGUUACCGCGUCUUGCCCAGAUGUCUGAAGAUGCGGAGUUUGUUGAUGCUGUGAAUAAGAUGAAGGAAGAACAGAAUAAGUUGGAGAGACAAUUGUUGGAGGAGAGACAGGAGAUUCAGAGGAAACAUCAGGAGAAGGUGAAGUUAGCUAGGACCAAAGCGAGUAUGAUUGGCGCUGGCCUGUCAAAACAUGAAGCCGAAAUGAUGUCGACCGCGUUCCGCAAGGAACUUCACAAGUUUGAUGUCGAAAGAGCACUGGUGGCGUGGGAUGGUAUGGUCGCGAAACAGCAGAUGGCCCUCGAGGUUCUCGCCGUCCCGACGAUGUUUGUGGGCAGCAAUACGUCUGAUAUGGAGAAGCAGAAGAAGGUCAUGCGAGUGCUAGAAGGCAUUGUUGGUGGCGACAACAUCGAAUGA
Molecule: messenger RNA, 876 nt
Organism: Stereum hirsutum FP-91666 SS1
Lineage: Eukaryota; Fungi; Basidiomycota; Agaricomycetes; Russulales; Stereaceae
Exons: 6
Coding region: 1-876 (291 amino acids)
Source: RefSeq, a predicted model, not a curated record